AUUUGUAGUCUAUGUUUUAAUGAUGUGAAUGAUGGUUUACUAAGCAAUAUUUACAUGAUCUAUCUGUGUGAAUGAAACUUCAUGUGUUCACUCGUUCAGUAAUGACUGUGAUUGAAGAAUUAAAGCGGUUGAUGUUUGUUUGAUGUGUGAUUGUGUUUUGCGCCCUCUGGUGUCACAAUACUGUAGCGCAGCUGACAGACCUACUGAAUAACAUCCGAGAUUUAAAUAACCAAUCAGCCCGCGAGCAUGAGCGCAUCUAUCUGCGUUUGACCAAUCACGUGAGGAUAAAUACAUGUAAGGCGGAGUCGACACUUCUGAUUGGCUGUUCAGCGUAUUGACAUCGUGGAGAAAUAAGAAAUCAAGCUAAAAUCACCUUCAUCUGAGCAAAUAUUCGCCAACACGAUGGACAGCUCGUCUCAACAGCUUCGGGAAACUCUCGUCUCGUAUCACAGUCUGAAUGAAUCCGAGUGGAACAUCGCGAAGAAAUCAAAGGAUGUGACCGUGUGGAGGAAACCAUCGGACGAGUUCAGCGGAUUUCUAUAUAAAGCCGAAGGAACUGUCGCGGAUAAUCCGCGGAGGAUCAUUGAUUUCAUGAUUCCCGGGCCCUGCAGGAUGAGCUGGGACAGUAUGAUGACUUCGAUGGAGAUUGUGAAAACACUCGACGAGGGCUGUUGUGUUGUGAAAUACACCACCGCGGGGCAGCUGAGGAACAUCGUUUCUCCGCGAGAGUUUGUGGAUUUCUCCUACACCUGCGACUAUCAGCGCGGCCUGAUGUCCUGCGGCGUGAGCGUCGAUCAUGCCGAGCAGAAGCCGGGGUUCGUUCGAGGAUUCAAUCACCCGUGCGGCUGGUUCUGUGUGCCGACGGAGGAUCCCGCUGUCAGUCUACUGACCGGAUACAUCCAGACGGACCUGAGGGGAAUGGUGCCGCAGACGGCCGUGGAUUCGGCCAUGGCUUCUGGACUGGUCAGAUUUUUCCAUGAUCUCAGACAAGCUCUGAAAGUUUAGCCUCCAUGAAACACAGAACUGGAAUGUAUGUGAAAUCAAUAUGACGUAUGUUGUGAUAUUGCUGCUCUCCACAGAUACUGUAAAUGAUCCUCACAGGACACAUUUAUUUAUUAUUGCACUUCAUGUUUUGUUUUUGUUCACGUUUGCUUUUGGUUUAAUGUGAUUUUAAACCAUUGUGAUUUUUUAAUACAGGUAUUUUUCAUAAAAUUAUGUUUUUAAAAAAAAUCUUAUUAAUAAAUUGUAUGACAUUCUCCAUUGUCUCUCUUUCUGAGCACCUGGACUUCAUAAAAAAAAAAAAAAAAAAUCACAGUUAAUUUGUUUAACCUAAGUAUUUACAUAUAGAUUUGUGUGACUGUUCAACUGAUUUGUUUAUUUUCCUCAAAUGGAUGAAAUGUUUAAAGGAAACCGAACAGUUUGAUGGUGAAAUAAAUAUUUUUUUUUCUUAUUAACCCUUUCAA
Messenger RNA from Megalobrama amblycephala (Wuchang bream), 1463 nucleotides. It is a transcript of the gene stard4, whose product is annotated as StAR-related lipid transfer (START) domain containing 4. The transcript is spliced from 6 exons. The coding region runs from base 403 to 1005 and encodes 200 amino acids. Gene Ontology annotation, molecular function: cholesterol binding; cholesterol transfer activity. The record is from RefSeq and is a predicted model, not a curated record. Gene Ontology annotation, biological process: intracellular cholesterol transport; cholesterol import; cholesterol transport involved in cholesterol storage. Lineage: Eukaryota; Metazoa; Chordata; Actinopteri; Cypriniformes; Xenocyprididae. Gene Ontology annotation, cellular component: cytosol; endoplasmic reticulum.